Cryptomeria japonica (Japanese cedar) is the source of this 2248-nucleotide messenger RNA. Its product is annotated as O-fucosyltransferase 23. Bases 317 to 1633 code for a protein of 438 amino acids. The transcript has a single exon. NCBI's taxonomy places the organism in Eukaryota, Viridiplantae, Streptophyta, Pinopsida, Cupressales, Cupressaceae. The record is from RefSeq and is a predicted model, not a curated record. Gene Ontology annotation, biological process: pollen-pistil interaction.
AUGCCCACAAAAAAAUUCUAAGGAAGGUAAUCGACAAACCAAACGAAAUAUAUUUCUCCACCCAGCUGGACGGCCUCGAAACAAAAAUGGUGGGGCUUCUUCUUCAUCAAAAUGCGCACCGAAUGCAAUUAGAAUUCGCACUCAUUUAGCGUAAUCGCCAAACGAUUACUUAACCAAUCGUGAACUCCAAAAAUUUGGCCGCCAUUAAUUCUCCAUCACUGAACCGGAGCUUCGAGAAUUCCGCUACAAAAAUGGUGGACUGAGUGGUCUGUUUAACUUCCUUCAAUGUCUGCUUAACUUUCUUCAAUUGACAUAGAUGCAUAUGGCGAAGGAAGAAGAGUUUUUUUGCAGUAAUAAAGGCUUCAUGAAACGCCAGCAGAUUAGUUUGAAGCUUUACAGAUGCGUUCUGUUGCUUUUCUGUGUUCUGCUGACCAGAAUUUUGACGACGCCAUUGUUGACAAAGUUGCAGGAAGGCCGGCGUUUUUUCCACCCUGCAUUUGCUUUGAAUUUGGUUUUGCAGGGGGAUGUUGAAGAAAGGGAAAGGGCUGGUACAGGGGGUGUUCGGAGUGAUAAAUUUGUGGAGGUGCCGCAGAUUGUAUGGGGGCUCAACAAUCAGAAGAUUGCUCUGGCCAGAGCUGCUCUUACGGCGAGGAAAUUGAACAGGACUUUGCUCAUGCCUAAUCUGAGCGCUUCUUUGUUUUACAAGGACUCAGACCUGCUGCAGUCAGUUUUUUUUGAUGAAGUAUUUUCUUUGGACCGGUUUAAUUCUCGCUGCCGUGGUUUUGUUCAAAUCGCACGCGGUUCGAAUCCAGGGGAAGCUUUUGUUGUGCGGAAGGGGAACGGCCGGCGGUGGAGUGCUGGUAAGGAUUUGGCUCAGCUUGAUGAAUGUGUUCGAAACCCGGAGAUUGACCGGCAUGGUGUUAUUAAAUUGGAAGGAAAACACCCUUUUCUCUGGCAUGACCACUGGUCUGUAAAUGAGUAUGCUACAGUCUUUGAAUGUCUUGAUUUGGUGGACGAAUUGUCUGUUGAGGCUUCCAGAGUUGUGGAGAAGCUCAGAGGGGCUGGGAAUCCUUCGGGCAAAUAUGUUGCUGUGCAUAUGAGAAUUGAGAAGGACUGGAUGAUUCACUGUAAGAAGCUAGAGACCCGGGCUAAAGUUAGGAAUGGCGAGGAUCUGAGAAUUUGUAGCGGAAAGGAAGAGAUUAUGCGCCGGGUUGCGAAGAUUCCUGGGCUGGAGAAGCCGUCUGUUGUUUAUUUGGCUGUGGCGGAUGCUCUUUUGGAGGACGGGACUUUGCUGGAGGGGUGGAGCCAUGAUUUGGUUCCAUAUGAGAAGAAAAAGCUUGGAGUUGCCAGUGGCUAUGCUAAGUAUCCUUAUUUAAUGCAGUCUGCAAUUGAUUAUGAAGUUUGCCUCCGGGCUGACGUGUUUGUGGGAAAUAGCUUUUCUACAUUUUCAAGCCUCAUAGCCUUGCAGAGGACUGUGAGAAGAAAGAGGGGUGAGGGUGUGAAUGGCUGUGAAGGCACUUAUGCUUAUAAUAUAGAGGGCCAUGGAGGAGGACCUGAGAGAUGGGCGACCAAUAUGUCUGAUUUGAGCUUGGAGGCUAUCAGUUAUGGAUCUAACCAGGUUUCCUGCAUUUAAUGUGAGUUUCUUGAGACUUUCUCUUGGGGAAAUUUGAGUCUCUGCUAAUGGGUGCCACUUUUUCCACAAGCAGGGUAAUUUGAAGCUCUGGUAUGUGCUUUAAUGAGUUUUUGAAGAAGAUGGCUUUCUUAUCAGCUGUCUGUAAAGAUUGAAUUGACUAUUUUGUAACAGAGAAGUGACAUUCUGUUCAAAGCUGCCCCAAUAAUGGGUAUUGCACGCCGGGUGCAAAACCCCCAUCUGAACGGGCACAUCUUGUAAAAUCUUGGAAGGGGUGUCUCUGUAAUUUUGCUGUUUAUAUAUUUUAUCUUGAAUUCUGCCAUUGGUACCAACAAUACCUUUCUGACUUUUGGGGGACUGAAAAAGAAGAUAACAAGAGUUGGAAUCAGCUGUCAAGCACUCUGAAAUACUUAAUUCCAUUAAAUUGGGUAUGAACGAAGGCAAGUUUUCUUGACAGGAACUUGGUAGGAUUAUGGGGUUUUGCAGAUGAGAAUAUGCAAUCAAUAUAAUCUAUCCGGUUCAAUUUUCUAUCUCAAAAUAAUUUGUAUUGUAUUAAUAGUAUGUAGACCAGUAUUUAUCUCUAGUAUAUGAAAAAAAUUGGAGGCCAGCAUUUAUCCU